CACCAAACUGGCCUCAUUAAUAAUAAACCCAUUUGGCCAUUUCAUCCCCUUCAAAAAGGCGAUUCCUCUUCUCCCACAUACACGUUUUUUGUGCUCACCCCUUCGCUUCGAUAAUGGAACCACCAUCUGUAGACGAUCUCGCCGAUGACCUCCGGAGCAUCAGCUUCAACUCAACCACCACUACCACAGCCACCGACAUUAACCGCAGCACAAGCUCCGGAUCCGAAACAACUUGGACCACCGCUACCUCCUCUGCUCGCCACAACCUCCACCUCCUCUGUAACACCGCCACAAAACCACAUGCGCCUUCCGGUGAUUCUUGCUGGGACGCCGUUCGUCAAUCUGGACCUGAAUCAGACGGAAAACUUACUCUCGCUGACAUCCGCUUCCUCCACCGUCUAGGAGCCGGUGACAUCGGCUCCGUAUACCUCGCAAAACUCAAAUGUUCUCCUUCUCCGCCCUCCUCCGCCAUUUUCGCCGCUAAGGUCAUGGAUAAGAGGGAGCUUGCAAGCCGUAACAAGGAAGGAAGAUCGAAGACAGAAAGGGAGAUUCUAGAGAUUUUGGAUCAUCCAUUUUUACCGACGCUUUACGCGGCGUUGGAUUCGCCGAAAUGGUCGUGUUUGUUGACCGAUUUCUGUCCCGGCGGAGACCUUCACGUUCUCCGGCAACGUCAACCAUGCAAACGCUUCCCGGAAUCCGCCGUCAGGUUUUAUGUGUCAGAGGUGAUUGUAGCUCUCGAGUACCUUCACAUGUUGGGAAUAGUUUACCGCGAUCUUAAACCGGAAAACGUUUUAGUCCGAUCCGACGGUCACAUCAUGCUUACGGAUUUCGACCUCUCUUUAAAAUGCGACCUCUCCACAUCAACCCCCGCCCAAGUUUUCUCCGACCACCACCACCUAAACCCGCCAUCAACCACCGACCACCGCCCACUCAACCCGCCCAAAUUCACCGCCUCCUCCUGCAUUCUCCCCAACUGCAUUGUCCCGGCGGUCUCUUGCUUCACCCCUAAGCGUAAACGGAAGAAGAAACCGGCGAGCCACCACGGGCCGGAGUUUGUGGCGGAGCCGGUGGAUGUCCGGUCAAUGUCGUUUGUUGGGACACAUGAAUAUCUGGCGCCGGAAAUUGUCUCCGGUGAAGGCCAUGGAAGUGCUGUUGAUUGGUGGACUUUGGGAAUAUUUAUAUUUGAAUUAUUUUAUGGUGUGACGCCGUUUAGGGGGGUGGAUAAUGAGCUAACCCUAGCUAAUAUUGUAGCUAGGGCUUUGGAGUUCCCAAAACAGCCGGUGAUUCCGGCCACCGCUAGGGAUUUAAUAAGUCAAUUGUUGGUCAAGGAUCCUGGUUGUCGGAUGGGGUCAACAAUGGGGGCAUCGGUGGUGAAGCACCACCAGUUUUUCAGUGGGGUUAAUUGGGCUUUAUUGAGAUGUACAACACCACCGUUUGUUCCACCGCCGUUUGACUACCAGGAGGUGGUGGAUGACGGUUGUCCUGGUACUCCGGUGGAAUAUUAUUAG
Lactuca saligna is the source of this 1508-nucleotide messenger RNA. Lineage: Eukaryota; Viridiplantae; Streptophyta; Magnoliopsida; Asterales; Asteraceae. The record is from the annotation of a GenBank genome assembly.